Messenger RNA from Stegastes partitus (bicolor damselfish), 882 nucleotides. RefSeq names its product FCF1 rRNA-processing protein (gene fcf1). The record is from RefSeq and is a predicted model, not a curated record. The transcript is spliced from 8 exons. Gene Ontology annotation, cellular component: small-subunit processome. Bases 71 to 664 code for a protein of 197 amino acids. Lineage: Eukaryota; Metazoa; Chordata; Actinopteri; Pomacentridae.
UAUCGAUACACGAGGGGAGACGGAGCGAGCUUUAUCCUGCUAGUCGGAGCUCUGGAGUGUAAUUUAAACUAUGGGGAAGCAGAAAACGAAGAAGUUUGCAGCCAUGAAGAGAAUGAUUAAUUUGAAAGACAACAGAUUAAAAGAGAAAGACCGUGCCAAAACAAUACAGAAAAAGAAGAAAGAUCCCUCAAAGCUGAAGGAGACAGAAGUGCAGAAGUACCCAUCAUGCUUGUUCUUCCAGUACAACACUCAGCUUGGCCCGCCGUACCACGUUCUGGUUGACACCAAUUUCAUCAACUUCUCCAUCAAGGCCAAACUGGACAUUGUUCAAUCUAUGAUGGACUGUUUAUAUGCCAAAUGUAUCCCAUAUAUCACAGACUGUGUGAUGGCUGAGAUUGAAAAGCUUGGAAUGAAAUACAGAGUUGCGCUCAGGAUAGCCAAGGACCCGCGGUUUGAACGCCUGCCGUGCGCACACAAGGGAACAUACGCUGAUGACUGUUUGGUCCAACGCGUGACACAGCACAAGUGUUACAUCCUGGCGACUGUGGACAGAGAUCUGAAGAGAAGGGUGAGGAAGAUCCCCGGGGUGCCCAUCAUGUACAUCUCAAACCACAGAUAUAAUAUCGAGCGGAUGCCUGAUGACUACGGUGCACCGAGGUUUUAAUCAGCCUGGACCACAGCUCGGCCUGUAAAUAGACUGAAGAUUCCCUGUUGAACAUUAUUUUUCUUUUGUGCAUAUUAAUAAUAUUGUAACUUGGUGAGGACGGAGGUGUGUUUGAUCAAACUGCAGAUUUCCUUCUGUUUUUGUUUUUUUUUUUUAAUUUUUUGAAAGAUUUGUUACAGUUCUUUCCUUGAAUUUAAUAAACAAAUUGGUGAAAUGCA